Pochonia chlamydosporia 170 is the source of this 2061-nucleotide messenger RNA. RefSeq names its product CHY zinc finger domain-containing protein. NCBI's taxonomy places the organism in Eukaryota, Fungi, Ascomycota, Sordariomycetes, Hypocreales, Clavicipitaceae. Bases 1 to 2061 code for a protein of 686 amino acids. The transcript has a single exon. The record is from RefSeq and is a predicted model, not a curated record. Gene Ontology annotation, molecular function: zinc ion binding.
AUGAUCACUCUGAAGACGCAGCCCGACGGUUCGCCACGGACCAGAAAACAGGCUGUUGGGGAGCCUUCAUCUUCCAGAAUUGUGCCUAAGCCGGUUCCGGCCUCCCAAGAAAAGGACCCCCGAGGAUAUCAGCUCGGCCAACUUCGACGGCGGUUCUCUCCCAAGGAGACUACUACCGAUGAUGGAACGACGUCUCUGAUAUUCAAAUUGAAGCCUUCCGACCCGGAUUUCCCCUUUGAACUUACUCAUCUUGAGUGUGAUGUACGCGUUCCUGCUAGCUAUCCGGAUGAAAGGCCGGAACUGCGAGUCAGGAAUAGUAACAUUCCUCGCGGGUUUGGCAUAAAUGUCGAAAGAGGAUGGGAUAGGCUGGCUUUGGAGAGAAAGGGGGCCACCAUUCUUUCCAUUGUUAAUGCUCUGGAUAAGAACUUGGAAAAGUUUCUCUCUGAGCAAAAGACCGAAACUGUCAAGUUGGUCGCCUUCAAGGACACGAGGCAUCUUGAUGCCGCUGCUUCUGCCAAGGCAGAACCAGAACCGGGUCCGAGUGAGCCGGUUAUGCCAAAGCCCGUUGUAAGGGCUUAUAUUCCCGAGGAGUCUUAUUCCAGGGAACAAAUUACAGAGGCCAAAACAAGGAGGGCGCAAGAGGUGCGCCAGCUUGAGGCGCGUAUGGGCAGAUUGCCCAGAUUUCGACGCUCUGCAGAUGGAAUCGUGUUUACAUUGCCUAUUGAGCCCAAAAGAAGGAAUGAACUCCCCCCUGGCCUUCAUUCCGUCAACAGCCUCCAUCUGAUUGUCCCGCUCUUGUACCCCCUGCAGGAUCUUAGAAUCCAGCUCAACGAGGCAGAGGGUGUUGACGCCGAGCCGGUCGAGGCAUUGUUUGCGGUCAAGGCGGCGGAACAAAAACCAAUGUCUCUCAUGAGCCAUAUGAACUAUCUUACUCAGAAUUUACACGCUCUCGCUAAGCAAGCCCAAGCUAUACAGCAAAAAGCUGAGGCUCAGAAGCAAGCGGAAACAGAACAGAAGGUCGCGGCCUCUGCUGCUGACGCGCCUGUCGCCGGCCCAUCUGGGAUAUCCCCCGAGGAGAGGAGCCAUGUCAAGGUCAUUCCACGGCCGCCAGAGUGGGACUUUGUGGAGGAUGACGAAGAUUCCGAAGAGUUUUGCUCUGGUACAUCAGACGAAGAAGGCGGUGUUAUUCUACGAAAGGCAGAUGCGGAGCCGGAACCAGUACAACAAAUUACAGAAGCUCAGGAGAAAGGAACCAUGAUGUCCUUCCCCUCCAUCGAGCUACAUGGCAUCGAAGUACUACAAGUUUCCAUCCUCAGCAUCAGCGUGAAAUGCGAACGCUGCAAAACAACAAACGACAUCACCGGUCUAAAACCAGGCACCGAGAAGAUGGUAAGCUGUAAAAAGUGCGCCACCCAACUCACAGCCAAGUUCAACCAAACCCUCGUUCACGAAAACUCGACCCGCGCCGGAUUCAUCGACAUGUCCGGAUGCAAAGUGGCAGAUAUGCUUCCGAGCACCUUUGUCCCAACAUGUGCGCGGUGCUCAACCGCCAGCCAGGGACUUGUAUCGGUCAGGGGUGAAACCAUGACCAACGUCUGCCGCGAAUGCCACGGCAAGUUCACAUUCAAGAUUCCCGAAGUCAAGUUUCUCUUCAUAUCGCCUGGAUCCCUGCCACCACCAACAGUCGGAUCUCGCCGGAAGACUGAGAAACUCGGUCUUCACGCGGGGGAACCGCUCCCAGAGAGAGGCGCCUGCGCUCACUACAAGAAGUCGUACCGUUGGUUCCGGUUCUCGUGCUGCAACCGCGUGCACCCGUGUGAUAAAUGCCACGACGGCGCGGAAGACCACGCCAACGAGUGGGCGAAUCGCAUGAUUUGCGGUUGGUGCAGCAGAGAGCAGAACUACAUGGUGGAGGCGUGUGGUUUCUGCGGACGAAGCGUCAUUGGGAAGAAGGGCCGAGGAUUCUGGGAAGGCGGUAAAGGCACGAGAGAUCAGAGGACCAUGAGUCGCAAGGACCCGAGAAAGUAUAAGCGACUUAGAGAUGUGAACAAGAAGGAGUGA